ACAGUAAACGUUGAACUGUGCGCAUGCAUUUUUGGUUUUUCUUUGAGCAAUUUUCCCAGUUACGCUAUGGUUAUUGUUAAGAGGUUGUCGGUAUCUACACACUUUGCACCCAAGUAGAGUGUUCCGUCUUACAUUUGGCACUCGAGCUAGAACCGUACUUCGGAAUCCGAAUCCUGCGGAUAGGUGUAGUUCCGUCUAACCACACUAGACCUUGGCUGAAAAAAUGACGCUGACUGUGAUUCUCCUUUCAAUGACCCUUAUCGGGGGGUGCUACUCCACGAAUCUGACCGAGUCCUUGAUAGCCGAGGGUAUCAUCGACUUCAACGCCACGCUUCUGGGACAGUCCCUCCUCGCGGCGCCUCCGAUUGGGACGUUGCUGAACCGCGCGGGUUGGACGGUCACUUGCGACAGCUCUCACGCGGGGAACGAGUGCGCCAAGGUGUUGGAUGGGAAUGUGAACACGUUCUGGCACUCCGAGUAUCAACCGACGGCGAGACCUCUGCCGCACUCGAUCACCAUCGACAUGAAGGCUGUUAAGACCGUCAACGGACUCGGCAUGCUCCCCAGACAGGACGGCAAUGCCAAUGGAUUGAUCGCGGGGCACACUAUUUCCGUUAGUCAGGAUGGGAGGAAUUGGGUGCUGGUUGCGUUCGGCACUUGGUACGCGGAUAACACAGAGAAGAUUUCCGAAUUCGAGGCGGUCAAAGCGCGGUACAUGAGACUGGUACAUACAACGGAGCCAAAAAACCAAGCUUUCACGGCUGUGGCAGAGCUCAACGUUUACGCCGCGGCUUCGUACACGGCCCCGCAGGCGAGCCUUGGGAUCUGGGGACCCACGAUCGACACCCCGAUCGUCCCCGUCGCGACAGCCGUUCUACCCAACGGCAACGUCCUCAUGUGGUCCUCUUACGCCAAAGACAGCUUCGUCAAUGGCCCGGGUGGCGUCACGCUUACAGCCAUCUACAACCCUAAUGACAGGACCAUCACGCAGCGCACCGUCUCCAACACCCGCCAUGACAUGUUCUGUCCCGGGUGUUCCAUCGACUUCAACGGACGAGUCAUUGUUACAGGUGGGAAUAGCGCUCCCAGGACCAGCAUCUACGACCCGGCCUCCAACUCCUGGAUCUCGGCCCCGGACAUGAACAUCGCGCGCGGCUACCAGUCCUCCUGCACGUGUUCCAGCGGCCGAAUCUUCACCAUCGGCGGUUCCUGGAGCGGCAACCAGAACGUCGUCAAAAACGGCGAGAUCUACGACACCGCGACCAACAAAUGGACUCUCCUCCCCGGGUGCCCCGUCAAACCGAUGCUAACAGCCGAUAAGAAAGGCACCUAUCGCGCGGACAACCACGCCAUGUUGUUCGCCUGGUCCAACGACGCGGUCCUCCAGGCCGGGCCGAGCACGGCCAUGAACUGGUACACGGUGACAGGGACCGGCGGCCAAAGAAGCGCCGGGACCCGCGGCGGGGGCCCGGACGCCAUGUGCGGCGUCGCCGUCAUGUUCGACGCCGUCGGGGGCAAGAUCCUGGUCGCCGGGGGGUCGCCGAACUACGACGACACCGCCGCCACGACCAACGCCUACGUCAUCACCAUCGGACAGCCGAACGCCAACGUCGUCGUCAAAGCGACCGGCAACAAGAUGACCUACCCGCGUAUUUUCGUCAACGCCGUGGUGCUCCCCAACGGCGAGGUCUUCAUCUGCGGUGGGCAGGGCGUGGGGCUACCGUUCCAAGACACGGGAGCCCAAUUGACCUCCGAAAUCUACUCAUCGAAAGAUGAUAGAUUCCGAUUGGCGGCAGCUAACUCCAUCCCCCGCGUCUACCACUCGGUCGCUCUUCUCAUGAAAGACGGAACGGUGGUCUGUGGUGGAGGUGGUCUCUGCGGGACCUGCAAGACGAACCACUUCAACUUCCAAACUUACUCUCCGUCGUACCUGUUCAAUGCCGACGGGAGCAGAGCAACCAGACCGGUUAUCGCCAGUGUUUCGGCGACCACUAUUAAACCUGGAGGAAGCCUGACAAUAAAGACUGAUAGUGGUGUAGCGUCGGCAAGUCUUUGCCGUUUGGGUAGUGCUACGCAUUCGGUUAACACGGACCAACGCCGUGUGGCUCUAACCCUGAGGGUGGCGGGAACGAACGCCUAUUCUGUGACCCUGCCGGCGGAUCCCGGAAAAUUGCUUCCGGGUUACUGGUUUUUGUUCGUUAUGAAUGCCAAGGGAACGCCCAGCAGCGGGACUACAAUUAAGGUCACUUAGCCCUAAAAUAGGUCUGUAAUAUUUUAGAAGGAGUCUAAAGUAACUUUUUCCACGACUCACCAAUUUUAGUUCGAAUUUUUUAAAACUUAUCAAAAUGGUCAUUUCGCGAUUCUCUCCCAUCAUCAGGUAUGCCCGAGUAGCAUUUUUAAACGGAGAAAUCGCGAUGUAUUGAAAUUAAGUUGCGAUUUUUUUUACGAUUUUUUGGCGAUAAAAUCGCUAGGAUCAUCAACAUCUGAGCGAUUAUCCUCACUCUUGCCGCGACUUUAUCUCUAUAAAAUCACGUUCGAAAAAGUCGAAAUUUAAUCUUAAUUUAUCAUGAUUUUUUGUUCGAUACCAUUGCGAUAAGCCGCCGUCAAUAAAAUCGCGAUUUAAUUGCAAAUUUAUGCGAUGAAGUUGCAAUACAUUUUCCGCGAUCACAUCGCAACUUAUCGCGAUCACGUACUGCUACUCGGGUCCAUAAAAAUGGAAUAACUGUAUACAACUUUUCGCGAGUCACGAAGACGUGAGAAACGUGCCGUGGUUUAUCUCUUCACGAAAAAGUUACCUCGAACUACUGUCAAGUUCCACGAGGCGAUUAAAGUUAUGUUUAUCCUAUUAUCUUUUUCAUUUUCAGGGCUAUAUUUCGCGACAUGGUUAAACUUAAGCCAGAACAUAAGAUUAAAACUAUAUUCAAAUGGUCAAAACUAGUUCCCUCAAUCCUCUUUUGUCAUAUAAAGUUUUUACAAUGUAAACUAGAGUUAAAUAAAAUUUUGCCCGCGAUUUAA
This is a messenger RNA of Bemisia tabaci, 3015 nucleotides long. Lineage: Eukaryota; Metazoa; Arthropoda; Insecta; Hemiptera; Aleyrodidae. The record is from RefSeq and is a predicted model, not a curated record.